This is a messenger RNA of Fusarium musae, 1779 nucleotides long. RefSeq lists its product as uncharacterized. Gene Ontology annotation, cellular component: mitochondrion. Bases 1 to 1779 code for a protein of 592 amino acids. The record is from RefSeq and is a predicted model, not a curated record. Lineage: Eukaryota; Fungi; Ascomycota; Sordariomycetes; Hypocreales; Nectriaceae. The transcript is spliced from 2 exons.
AUGCUGGGCUAUUUCGACCCUGAGAGCAAAAGAGUUAAGAAGUGGUUGAACCCAAAGGCUUUUGAGCGUCAGCAUACAGCGAGCCAGGAAGAUGUAGUUGUCGAUGACGUUCUCAAAUCCUUAGACCCAGGCCAGCUGGAAGCUCUUGGCCUAGAUCCCUCUCUCUUGUUAACUGGAGCUGAGAAGGAGGGAAAUGUUGCUCCGACAAAGGUUGCUAUGUUCCAUCCCACCGUUGAGUCCUUGCGCGAAACUAUCGAGGAAUCACCGCACAAGUAUAAUCACAUUUAUCAUGUCAUUGAUGCUGCCGAUUUCCCCAUGUCGCUCAUCCCACGACUCAAUGUUCUUCUCGGCGACAUUCCCAUCAGGACGCGCAAUCGAAGAUCACGAUCGGCCAAGUACCAAAAUGAUCGCAAGACAGAGCUGAGCUUUAUCAUCACUCGGGGCGACCUUCUUGGCCCUACGAAAGAGAUUGUGGACUCAAUGAUGCCCUACCUUCGUGAAGUACUACGAGAUGCUCUUGGCCGACUUGGAGGUAGGGUUCGUCUUGGCAAUGUUCGAUGCGUCAGCGCAAAGCGUGCUUGGUGGUGCACGGAGGUUAAAGAAGAUAUCUGGCAGCGUGGCGGCGCGGGGUGGAUGGUUGGAAAGGUCAAUGUGGGCAAAAGCCAGCUCUUUGAGGCUGUCUAUCCCAAAGGCAGAAUGGGACCAAGCAAGGACGCAGGGAGGGCAUCAGUAUCAACAUAUCCCCGGGAUAGCGUCAGUGCGGAAUCUAUAUAUGCCGAACAGGUCGGAGAGCAAGACGUCGAUGUUGGGGAAUUGCUUCCGCCCCCUCAGCCGGCUCAGAACUAUCCCGACAUGCCUCUAGUAUCUUCACUGCCUGGAACAACAGCAUCCCCAAUUCGAGUACCUUUUGGAAACGGAAAAGGCGAAUUAAUCGACCUUCCUGGCUUGGCACGAAGCGACUUGGACUUGUUUGUGAAGGAGGAAUGCCGUCAAUCAAUGAUCAUGAAGAAGCGCAUUGUGCCUGAGCAGAUUUCAAUGACGCCUGGCAAGUCCCUCAUACUAGGAGGAGGUCUUAUUCGCAUCACACCAAAGAACCCGGGCUUGGUGUUCCUGGCAUACAACUUUACACCUCUGGAGGAGCAUCUCACUCAGACUGAGAAGGCCAUUGCUUUCCAGGAGCAGACCCGAGAAUCCAUCGGUGUACCAAGUAUCAUGCUUCCUGGAAUUGGAGGCAAGAUGAAGCAUGCUGGAACAUUUAAGCUGUCUCACGACGUCACCAGACAAAGAGCCGGCCCUCUAACGCGGAAGAAUGCGAUUGGGUUAAACGUCGACAGGCUUCCUUUCCGAGUGUUGUCGACAGACAUCCUCAUCGAGGGUGUAGGCUAUGUUGAGCUUGUUGCUCAAGUCCGCGCGCAGGAUGUUGCUGUGAAGGUAUUCCCAGACCAACAACCCCGGCUCGAGGAAAGGAUCAAGCCGAAGCAGGUCGAUACAUCUGAUCCUUUUGCAGCCAUGAGGGCUCAGAGAGUAGAUGCAAAUACUCCGGCGGUGAAGAAGCGCAAGGAACCUGAGCCUAAGCCUGAGCCUGUGAUAGAGCCUGGCUGGCCAGCAGUUGAUGUCUUCAGUCCCGAGGGGCGAUUCAUUGGCUCUCGUCAACCUAUCCAAGGAUGGUUACACAACAAGCCUCGUGUGUUGCCAGAGCACAAGAGGAGUCGACCGCGAAGAAGUAUGAAGGGUGCCAAGAAAAAAGACAAAGCCGAGAAGAGAGCUGCGAUCAACUGA